CAGCCACGCUCAGAAAGCUCUUGAACUUCGUUGAAUGUAGACCGGCAGUAUAUAACACUCGCAAUUAACACCAUCAUCAUUGUACAUCCCAAGUAACACCUUCAAACCAAUCCUCUUACAUCCACGGUCUCUCUCGUACGAUCAUUCCGGCGUUUGCUUGUUGUGAAGGAAAUUAUACGAGGCAAGAUGGGCGAGGUGGCUGUAAAUGGUCUUGAGCCGAUCAUGGCCGCCGACCCGGUGGACGACGAGCUGCUGCUGAACGGAUCGCCUUCUGAAACCAAGGAAAAUAUCGAGGGGCUUGUGAAUGGUGUAGUAGAACUAACUGAGCGCAUCAAGCGCCGAGCUAAACGACCUUCCAAGUUUAUGACCAAAGAAUUAAGUCGAGCGAACUCUGAUACGCAGGUAAUAGCCCCUCUGCGUGCGCUCAAGAAUUCUCGCAAGUCGCGCAAUGGCUUUGGACGCGGCCUUCCUAAGAAGGGUGGUGCAGGUGGUAAGGGGACGUGGGGAGCCCUCGGUUCCGAACUAGCUGAGGAGGAGCUAGAUGGAGCCAUUGACUCCAACGACCCUAACUACGAUGAAUCCAACCCUGAACAUCGAGACUUUAAGCUGAAGGUUAUUAAUUUGGACAGAUCUGACGAAGAACUACAGAAACAAAUAUCAUCUCUAGUGGCUGAAUAUUUCGACCAUGGGGAUACACACGAGACCUAUCUGUCGCUGGAGGAGUUGCAGGUGUCAACUCGAGCGCACUUGGUGUUAGUGACAGCGAUUGAGUUGGCCAUGGACCACAAGCCCUCUCACCGGGAGAUGACCAGUGUCCUCUUGGCUGAUCUCUAUGGGCACAUGCUUUAUGAGCCACACUAUACCAAAGGUUAUGAUGUGCUUAUAAAGAACCUCAGUGACCUGGUGCUGGACACUCCGGACGCUCCAACUAUCCUGGGCAAUUUUAUUGCCCGAUCCAUUGCAGAUGAUUGCAUACCCCCAAAGUUCCUCCAAAGUUAUAAAGGCAAAGUGGCCUGUGAGCAUGCAGUUGUGACUUUAGCAAGAUCAGAUAGCUUGCUAUCCAUGCGUCAUGGGCUGGUGAGACUGGACAAUGUGUGGGGUGUUGGAGGGGGCACUCGCCCUGUUAAGUACCUGGUGAAGAAGAUGGUACUCCUUCUAGAGGAGUACCUUUCUUCUUCAGAUAUUGCAGAGGCUACUAGAUGCCUUCAGGAACUGGAGGUGCCUCACUUUCAUCAUGAAUUGGUGUAUGAAGCUGUUGUAAUGGCGCUAGAAAAGAUGGAUGACCGUACCUCAAAAAUGAUGUGUGAUUUGCUAGGGUCACUACACUGUGCCAUCAUCAUUACACCGACUCAGAUGAAAGCUGGGUUUGUCAGAGUAUAUGACGAUAUGCCACAAAUCUGUGUGGAUGUGCCUCCAGCUUAUUCGAUUUUGGAGAGAUUUGUCAUGAGGUGCCAUGCUGCCAAGGUUGUUUCUGAUGAUGUGGUCAAGAAAUUACCUGUCAGGGGCCGUAAACGCUUUGUGUCCGAGGGUGACGGUGGUCGUGUCAAAGAUGAUGCCUAUUUCUAAUCAGUCAGCCCACACAACUCUGAUGCCACUAAGGAAUUUCAAUAGCUGGACUCUAGUUUGGUUGUAUUAUGGACUAUGAUUUGUUUAAUAUGUUAUUUCUUAGGAUGCAUUCCUAAAGUCAAUGUGAAUGAUUGAUAGUCGAGUAUUUUGCACGGAAUACUUAUUUGGGUAUUAUGUAUUGCGUAAAAUGUAUUAUUUUACUUUGAUGUACGCCACUUAGUGUACCCCAAGAGAAAGAUUUUUUUUAAUUUUUUUGUUUUUUUCCUUUUAAAUAAUGCAGAGAAUUCCUAUGUGGCAUCCUAGCAAAAUUCAUCAGAUGCAGAGAGGAGACUUGACAUCCACAGAUACUAUCAAAGCUGGUCUCUGUCAAUGUGAUGGCUGUUGCUGUGUGGACUGAGUUUCCAUGUUGUUUGCAAGUAUUCAGAUUACUGUAAUGUGGAAUCUUUGAUAAGUAUGUAACAUGUGGAAAAAAAAAAAAGAGUUCUUAACAUCAUUUGGAUCUCACGUGUAUGUCAGACAUGUUUAUCUUCAUUUUACUGAAAUUGGAAAUAUAACUGUAAUGUAAACAGGUGGAGACUCUGCUUGUACUGUAGUCAGGUAGUGCGUUGCUUAAUGUCCCACACCUUAUGCUUAAUACCACUUCCCUAGACGAAGGCACACGGGUUGGGAACUGUUCUAUUUAAGCCAAAGGAAGCCUGUCGUUUUGAUGGAGUCCGGAAUUCUCAACGCAGGGUAUAAAGGAUUUGGAAAUUUCCAGAAUAAAGCAAAUUGCAAUGGAAAGGAGUAACCUACCCUGUGUGCCCUCCUUUAAGGAAUGGGGAGGUUAGCUUGCUCCUGACAGUCUUUUUUGCCAACGUGGUCAUUUACUGAUAAUUGGCAAUACAUCAAGUACGGUAUUGGUUAAAGUGUGAAUUGUUUGCUGCGAUGAACUUAAACCAUAAAAUCUAUUAUUUGUCUGGCACCACGUUGGUGCACCUUAAGCUUUAUUGUUCCCUACUGAGCCGUACCUGUGUAUCAAUCAUGCAUAUACUUGUUGCAUAUAGCAAAGGAUCAGUUGCUCACUUGUGAAUACUAUUUUUUCUAUUGUAAAGACUAUGGGUUAGGAAAGCAUAUAAUGUUUUACGGUUAGAGCAAGUUUUCUUUUGACUAAGUGAGAUUUAUACUCUUGCCAAGUUGAGCAAGAGUUGGAAGUACAAGACUAAUUUUAGUUUUGAAACUGCCAAAAAUAAUAAUAAAAAAAAAAUUAAUAUCUCUGGCCAUCCCUUAGAGAGGGGCCUGGGACCAGGGAAGAGGAUUGGUAUAAAAUAAAUAACUUUGUCAGGAUAGAUGCAUAGUGAGGAUAAUGAAUAUAUUGUUUAGUUUUUUUCAUAAUGAAGUAACAAUUUUUCUUUUUGAAUGUUAACUUUUCAGUGAAUGUGCUGACAGGAAUCAUUCAAUUUAUAUCUUAAUUUUUGAUUAUUACUAUUGACCUCACAUUUUCAGAAUGCAUCUGUUUGUGACAGGGUAUCAUAAUUACCUUGGGAGUCAUUGAAUUGAUUGUAACUGCACAAGAAAAAGUACAAAAAAAUUGUAAAAGUGAAAAAUGAUAAUAAAAAUUGCAAAAUAGUUAUA
Homarus americanus (American lobster) is the source of this 3177-nucleotide messenger RNA. RefSeq names its product programmed cell death protein 4-like (gene Pdcd4). The record is from RefSeq and is a predicted model, not a curated record. NCBI's taxonomy places the organism in Eukaryota, Metazoa, Arthropoda, Malacostraca, Decapoda, Nephropidae. Gene Ontology annotation, biological process: negative regulation of DNA-templated transcription. The transcript has 8 exons. The coding region runs from base 187 to 1566 and encodes 459 amino acids. Gene Ontology annotation, cellular component: nucleus; cytosol.